UGAUAUUUUGUUCUAGGUCGGCUGACUUGUUUUCAGCAUCAGGGAAAAAAUGAAUUUCUAAUUAUCAUCUGCCUCCACUAGAUCUUGUUUUUUUUCUUGGACAUUUUUUUCACCAUCAGGUUUUCACAUUUUUGCCUAUUUUUUAUUCCAAGUGACAAGAUGUGGACUUUCCUGGGAAUAGCAAGCUUCACAUACCUUUACAAAAAAUCCGAGACUGUCUAUUCUUAUGCUCACAAAGAGCUUGUGAUGGCUGCAGCGCUGUGUCUCACGGUGGGGCUGUUGCUGUCAUAUAUCAGGUAUUUUAAUGGACAGAAGCGCAAAGUAUCUCAGGUACUUUAUUUAACACUGGGCCUUCUGUCAUUCUUGCCUUUUAUCAACUAUUUCACCCCUCAAACCUCCACACUGAGCCGCAGCAACGCAGAGGGCACAUGUAAAGAGAGCCCCCGCAGGAGAAAGAGGGUGAAUAUGGAGUCGUCAGCCACAGACACGGGAUCAGCCUGCGGCGCCUCUGAGGCCCUGGAGCCGGACGUGGUGAUAGUCGGGGCCGGGGUCCUGGGUUCAGCUAUGGCGGCCGUCCUGGCUCGGGAUGGGAAGAGGGUCACCGUGGUGGAGAGGGACCUGCGAGAGCCUGACAGGAUAGUGGGGGAGCUGCUGCAGCCCGGAGGCUACAGGGCCCUCAAAGAGCUGGGGCUGGAGGGAUCGGUGGAGGGUCUGGAUGCCCAUCUGGUGAACGGCUAUGUGAUCCAUGACAUUGAGAGCAGAACAGAGGUGGAGAUCCCCUACCCUCAGGAGGACAAACACAUCCAGUGUGGACGGGCUUUCCAUCACGGACGAUUCAUCAUGGGCCUGAGGAGGGCCGCGCUCGCCGAGCCGAAUGUCACAUUCGUAGAAGGCACCGUUACCAGUCUGGAGGAGGAGGACGGCUGUGUGACUGGAGUUCAGUACAAGGAGAGGGAAACUGGAGACAUAAAGGAAAUCCACGCAGCGCUCACUGUGGUGGCUGACGGCUGCUUCUCCAAGUUCAGAAAGAGUCUUGUCUCUGGGAAGGCUCACAUCUCCUCUCACUUUGUUGGAUGCCUCAUGAAGGACUGUCCCCAGUUCAAAGCUAACCACGCCGAGCUGGUGCUGGCCGACCCCAGCCCUGUGCUCAUCUACCAGAUCUCCUCCACACACACCAGAGUGCUGGUAGACAUCAGGGGCGAGAUGCCACGCAACCUCACCGAGUACAUGGCUGAGAAAAUACACCCACAGCUGCCAGAACAUUUGCAGGAAUCUUUCAUGGAGGCUCUGCAGAAUGAUCGCCUCCGGUCCAUGCCUGCCAGCUUCCUCCCUCCCUCCCCUGUCAACAAGCCAGGUGUGCUCCUCCUGGGCGACGCCUACAACAUGAGGCAUCCUCUGACAGGAGGAGGGAUGAGCGUUGCCCUCAACGACGUCAGCAUCUGGAGGAGCCUGCUCAAGAACAUCCCAGAUCUGUAUGACGACACGGCCAUGCUGCAGGCAAAGAAAAAAUUCCACUGGGAACGCAAGUCAUCACAUUCUUUCGUGGUGAAUGUGUUGGCCCAGGCCCUGUACGAGCUGUUUGCAGCCACCGACAAUAAUCUUCACGAGCUCAGAAAAGCCUGCUUCCAGUACUUCAAACUCGGAGGGGAGUGCAUCGCUGGGCCUAUUGGACUUCUCUCAGUGUUGUCGCCCAAACCCAUGACCCUCAUUGGACACUUCUUCGCCGUGGCACUGUACGCAGUCUACUUCAACUUCAAGUCCGAGUCCUGGAGCACCAAGCCCCGAGCUUUAUUCAAGAGCGGGGCCAUCUUGUACCGAGCCUGCACAGUCAUGUUUCCCCUCGUUUACUCUGAGCUUAAGUACCUGGUGUACUGAGGAGUUUCCCCCUGAGAGACCCACACGGACACCAACAGCCACUUAAACCAAUCUGCUGAUGCCGGGCUGCGUCCCGACCUGAACUACGCCAGCCUCAGAGUGAUGUCUUAACACAGCAGCGGAUUACUUGGAGGCAAAACAAAAACCUGUGAAAUGUUGGUAUUUGUGAAGGCUUUUCAUGUUUUUGUCCACCCAUGGAAAAGGCCCCGUCACUGUUUUUAAUUUUAACAAUGACUUUUAAUAGUCUAUUUCUAAACUAUGCUCCUGCCUUCUCCACCAGUUUGUUACAACUAAAGAUGAUGUAAUUGCCUUAAUGUCAUGCCUUCAAUUUGGAUGUAAAAAGUGUAAAUUCUGUAAAGUUAUUGCAUGUUACCACCUGGUGGUAACACUGGCCAUAUCAAAUGGUGCCUUUGCUUCGCCCUGCGCUGCAUCCUUAAAUGAUUGCAGCACAUAGGAAGGUAUGAAUAUACACCUGUAAAACAGAAUUGCCUCAUGAAACAUGGUUUUAUUCACAUUUGAAUUUCAUCAGCCUGUAGAUCUUUAGAUAAAACCACUCUUCUGCUGAAUACUUCCUUGUUGAUCCGGUUGGGUCUCUCAGUAAUUAAGAUAUUCUGUUAAUACCGAAGCCUUAAUGUGAAUCUGAAGCACUGAUGGUGGGACUGUCAAAAGACAAUUGGUGGUCUUAAUCCUAAUAUUAGCCUGUCAUUUUAUCUCAAGCAGAAUCGUACCAUUGCCAUGCAUUUGUCAUGCUGUUUUGUUUUCCAGAACAUGUUCAGUAUUUUAACUGUUGAAGUUCCUCUUUUGCCACGGUGCGCACUUCCUGCCUUUCAAAGAAUGUUAAUGUUCUGUAUGUAAUGCGAUAAGGGACUUUUUGUGUGGUGUUGUGUUUCUCCAGAGCCUUAUCUGAGCUGUGUAACUUGCUGGGCGUGCAGCUGAAUGUCAGACUGUAAUCAGAGACAUGAGAAUGGUCCCUGCUCUAUUUCAGUGUAGCAUACUAAAAUGCAUGUGGAUGUUUGUAAAAAAAAAAAAAAAAAAAAAAAAAAAAAACCUGACACACCUUGACAUGCAUGGGGGAAAUCUAGAUAUGUCUGAGUUAAACUGGAGACUCUGUGGGACCCUGAGAGCGUGGGAAUGUGUUUCAACACUGGACCAAGUCAAUGGAUGACACUCAGGUAUCAUUCCUCCUGAGUUGACGCAGACAAGGAACUCUCAAACUGCAGCUGAUCACAGCUUCCUGCUCUGGCUCUCUUCUUUUUACCUGUACUUGUGUUGUAAUUG
Messenger RNA from Myripristis murdjan (pinecone soldierfish), 3153 nucleotides. RefSeq names its product squalene epoxidase a (gene sqlea). The coding region runs from base 160 to 1875 and encodes 571 amino acids. Gene Ontology annotation, molecular function: flavin adenine dinucleotide binding; squalene monooxygenase activity. The record is from RefSeq and is a predicted model, not a curated record. The transcript is spliced from 11 exons. Gene Ontology annotation, biological process: sterol biosynthetic process; cholesterol metabolic process. Lineage: Eukaryota; Metazoa; Chordata; Actinopteri; Holocentriformes; Holocentridae. Gene Ontology annotation, cellular component: endoplasmic reticulum; membrane.